Coffea eugenioides is the source of this 896-nucleotide messenger RNA. RefSeq names its product cyclin-dependent protein kinase inhibitor SMR10-like. Gene Ontology annotation, biological process: regulation of DNA endoreduplication. NCBI's taxonomy places the organism in Eukaryota, Viridiplantae, Streptophyta, Magnoliopsida, Gentianales, Rubiaceae. The record is from RefSeq and is a predicted model, not a curated record. The transcript has a single exon. Bases 186 to 704 code for a protein of 172 amino acids.
CUUGAAUACAAUUUCUAUAUCAACCAUCUUUUCCUCUCUUAGCAUCCCAAGCUCUUGCCUUUUUCGAGUACUUCUUGUUCUUAGUUUCUGUUUCUUCCAGGGUUCUCUUUAUUCCAAUAUUUACUCGGUACUCAGCCUCUAAGCAUCAUUUUGAUUUCUUCUCCACUUCUUUUCCAUAACUAUUCAUGUUCUUGAAAUUCAGUUCAUGCUCCUUCAUGGGUUUUCCUGAUUCCCUUGAGAAAGAUUUACACACCAUGGAGUGCAACUUCUUGCCUCGGCCGACCUUGGAAAUUCAAGAUGUAUCUCAAGUUACUCCAUCAGUUGAGGUUAAUGAAGAAGUUCCUCAAAAGAAUCAAAGAGUUGCUGAAUUCUAUCAGGACGAAAAACAAGGGAAAGAAGAUAGAAGUGGAGACAUAGUUUCUUCUUUGGAGGUGAGAUUGCCAGAGGUAAGACAAGUACUAACGGUGGAUGAAGAAGGAGAAGGAGAAGAAGGCUGCACAACUCCAACAUCAGCGGAUCAUAAAAUCCCACAAGUUUGCCCCCCGGCUCCAAGAAAGCCCAAGUCUCUUCCAUCAUCUACUAACCAAAAAGCUUCUCGCAGAAGGGUUUUACUUGAUCUGUCAAAUGAAAUCGAAUCACUUUUUCCUCCAGCCCUACUUGCAGAUUUCGGGAAGAAGAUCAAGAAAGUCAGGAAAGAAAUUUAAAGGUGUCACUAUAUAUGAGAUUCAUUGAUUAACCAAGGCAAGAUGCUGAGCUACUGAUCAGCUAAGAAACUUGUGUUGAAUUGAGAGAGGAAUGAGUGUUCCACUUACAGCUGAUUCAUGUAUUAAACUGUUAAUCUGUUGACAACAAUUUCCUAGCUAAAAAUAUAUGCUAACAAAUUCAUCUCAUUUUAA